Lodderomyces theae is the source of this 1383-nucleotide messenger RNA. It is a transcript of the gene ERG24, whose product is annotated as delta(14)-sterol reductase. Gene Ontology annotation, biological process: ergosterol biosynthetic process. Gene Ontology annotation, cellular component: endoplasmic reticulum membrane. Gene Ontology annotation, molecular function: Delta14-sterol reductase activity. The record is from RefSeq and is a predicted model, not a curated record. Bases 1 to 1383 code for a protein of 460 amino acids. NCBI's taxonomy places the organism in Eukaryota, Fungi, Ascomycota, Pichiomycetes, Serinales, Debaryomycetaceae. The transcript has a single exon.
AUGCAGCAGCCGACCCCGACUUCAAACAUAAAUGGAAGGAAAGUAGACAAGCAAGCAAUGAGUACAUUGAACCCAGUCACCACACAUAGAGAGUUUAAUGGUCUUCCCGGGGCAAUUGGUAUCACUUUUGGUUUACCCCUUGUCAUCUUUUUUUUUGGACUAGUCACUAAUCAAUACUAUUCAUUACAAGGUGUCAAUCUUCAAAUAGACAAAGUGUUGAGCCAAAUACCUUCAACACAAUCACAAUGGGCCGAUUUGUGCUUUGACAAAUAUGUUUGGGGUGCGUACUUGGUCUGGUUCUUUGGUUUGGUUACAUUGGACCAAAUAUUGCCUGGUACAACUAUGCAAGGAACCAAAUUGAGAGACGGCACUUAUUUGAACUAUUGCAUAAAUGGUAUUAGCAUGAGUGGAACAUUGUUUGCCAUUUUGGUUGCGCGUUGCUUGCAAGUCGACGAUUUCAAUUUACCUGAAUUGCAAUUUAUUUACGAUAAUCAGUUGAAAUUGUCAGUGACGUGUAUUAUAUUUUCCUUUUUGUUGGCUGUCUUUGUUUAUGUACUUUCAUUUGUACCGUUGUUCAAAACGAAUGGUUUUGGAACGAGGGAAAGAAUAUUGAGCGUCAAUGGGAACACGGGGAAUGUGGUUUACGAUUGGUUUAUUGGUCGUGAGUUGAAUCCAAGGGUUGGUAAUUGGGAUAUCAAAUUAUUUUGCGAGUUGAGACCGGGAAUGUUGUUGUGGUUUCUAAUCAAUUUGAGCUGUGCCCAUGAACAGUACCAUCGAUUGGGCUAUGUUACCGACUCGUUGAUAUUAGUUACCUUACUACAAUCAUUUUACAUUUUCGACGGGGUUUUGAACGAGACUGGGUGUUUAACAAUGAUUGAUAUCACAACCGAUGGGUUUGGAUUUAUGUUGAGUUUUGGUGACUUGGCCUGGGUGCCUUGGGGCUACACCUUACAGACGAGGUAUUUAAGCAUACCCGGAAAUGAAGUGAUACUCGGGUGGUACAGAUUUGCAGCCAUAGUAGUGCUACACUUUGUUGGGUUUUACAUUUUCAGGGCUUCUAAUUUACAGAAAUCCAAUUUCAAGAAUGGCAAGUUGCAGCAUAUGAAGCAUAUCAAGACUGCUACAGGGUCUAAAUUGUUGAUCGAAGGAUGGUGGGGAUUGUCGCAACACAUCAACUACCUUGGAGAUUGGUUAGUUGGCUGGUCGUGGUGUCUCCCUACUGGGUUCCAAACCCCCUUGACGUACUUCUAUGUGAUCUAUUUUGCCAGCUUGUUGAUUCAUCGACAAGUGAGAGACGAUAUGAAAUGUCAGGCAAAGUAUGGCAAAGACUGGGAAACUUAUAAACAAUUGGUUCCGUACAAAAUUAUUCCUUAUAUAUAUUAA